AUGAGGUUUUAUCUGAAGUUCUUCCUGCACUACCUGGUGCUGCUGGGCUCUAACUCUGGCAUUUCUACCUACGGUCCCCACCAGAGGGCUCAGAAGACUGGGGACAUCCUUCUGGGGGGGCUCUUCCCCAUACACUUCGGAGUGGCCUCCAAAGAUCAGGACCUAGCUGCGAGACCAGAGUCAACUGAAUGUGUGAGGUAUAAUUUCCGUGGCUUCCGCUGGCUGCAGGCCAUGAUCUUCGCCAUUGAGGAAAUCAACAACAGUUCUACUCUUUUACCCAACAUCACCCUUGGCUACCGUAUAUUUGAUACCUGUAAUACCGUCUCCAAAGCUCUGGAAGCUUCUUUGAGCUUUGUGGCACAGAAUAAGAUCGACUCCCUAAACUUGGAUGAGUUUUGCAACUGCACUGGGAAUAUCCCAUCAACCAUUGCUGUAGUUGGGGCCUCUGGAUCUGCAGUCUCGACAGCUGUGGCGGACCUUGUCGGUCUCUUCUACAUCCCACAGAUCAGCUAUGCUUCUUCCAGUCGCCUUCUGAGCAACAAGAACCAGUACAAAUCCUUUAUGAGGACCAUCCCAACGGACGAGUACCAGGCCAUUGCCAUGGCAGCCAUCAUUGACCACUUCCAGUGGAACUGGGUCAUUGCCAUUGCUUCAGACGAUGAGUACGGCCGGCCAGGCAUUGAGAAGUUCGAGAACGAGAUGCUUCAGAGGGACAUCUGCAUAGACCUCAACGUGCUCAUUUCCCAGUAUCUUGACGAGGCUGAGAUUGUCCGUCUUGCAGAUCGCAUUGAGAACUCUACUGCUAAGGUCAUCGUCGUGUUCGCCAGCGGACCUGACGUCGAGCCGCUAGUUAAAGAGAUGGCUAGGCGUAACGUCACUGACCGAGUCUGGUUGGCGAGUGAAGCUUGGGCUAUCUCUAGCCUUGUGGCAAAGCCUGAAUACCUGGAUGUGAUGGGGGGCACGAUUGGCUUUGCGCUGCGGGCAGGCCACAUACCUGGAUUCAAGGAGUUCCUGCAGCAAGUUCAUCCAAAGAAGUGCAGCCACAAUGAGUUUGUCAGGGAGUUUUGGGAAGAGACGUUCAACUGUUAUCUGGAGGACAGUCCCCGGAAGGAAGACAGCGAGAACGGCAGCACCAGCUUCAGGCCGUUGUGCACAGGUGAUGAGGACAUCUCGAAUGUAGAGACACCUUACCUCGAUUACACUCACUUGAGGAUCUCCUAUAAUGUCUACGUGGCAGUUUACGCCAUAGCUGAGGCACUGCAGGACAUUCUCACCUGUACGCCUGGGAGAGGACUCUUCGCCAACGGCUCCUGUGCUGAUAUUAGGAAAGUGGAGGCAUGGCAGGUCCUAAAGCAGCUGAGGCACCUGAAGGUCCAGAACAGUGUCGGGGAGAGAGUGCGUUUUGACGAAGCCAGUGAGCUCUCUGCUAACUACACCAUCAUAAACUGGCAUCGGUCACCUGAAGACGGGUCUGUGGUGUUUAAGGAAGUCGGCUACUACAGCAUACAUGGCAAAAAAGGGGCCAAACUUUCCAUUGACAAAACAAAAAUACUGUGGAACGGCUAUUUGACUGAGGUGCCGUUUUCAAACUGCAGUGAAGACUGCGAGCCGGGGACCAGGAAGGGGAUUAUUGAUGGAAUGCCCACCUGCUGCUUCGAGUGUACGGAGUGCUCUGAUGGAGAAUACAGCGAUCAUAAAGAUGCCAGUGUUUGUACGAAGUGCCCCAACAAUUCUUGGUCAAAUGGAAACCACACGUCCUGUUUCCUAAAGGAGAUUGAGUUUCUGUCCUGGUCAGAGCCAUUUGGAAUUGCAUUGGCUUUGUUUGCUGUACUGGGGGUCCUCCUGACAUCCUUUGUGAUGGGUGUCUUUGUGCGAUUUCGGAACACGCCUAUAGUUAAGGCCUCAAACAGAGAGCUGUCCUACUUGCUGCUGUUCUCGCUCAUCUGCUGUUUCUCCAGCUCUCUCAUCUUUAUCGGGGAACCUCAGGAUUGGACAUGCCGUCUACGGCAACCUGCCUUUGGCAUCAGUUUUGUCCUAUGCAUCUCCUGCAUUCUGGUGAAGACCAAUCGAGUUCUGCUGGUAUUUGAGGCUAAGAUACCAACCAGUCUCCAUCGCAAGUGGUGGGGGCUGAACUUGCAGUUCCUCCUGGUGUUCCUGUUUACAUUUGUGCAAGUGAUGAUCUGCGUGGUCUGGCUGUACAAUGCUCCGCCAGCGAGCUACCGAAACUACGACAUUGAUGAGAUCAUUUUUAUAACCUGCAACGAAGGUUCUAUGAUGGCUCUGGGUUUUCUGAUCGGCUACACGUGCUUGCUGGCAGCCAUCUGCUUCUUCUUCGCCUUCAAGUCUCGGAAGCUCCCGGAAAACUUCACCGAAGCCAAGUUCAUCACCUUCAGCAUGCUGAUUUUCUUCAUCGUCUGGAUCUCCUUUGUUCCCGCCUACUUCAGCACCUAUGGAAAGUUUGUAUCUGCUGUGGAGGUCAUUGCCAUCCUGGCCUCCAGCUUCAGCCUGCUGGCCUGCAUCUUUUGCAACAAGGUCUACAUUAUUCUCUUCAAGCCAUCCAGGAACACCAUAGAGGAAGUCCGCUCGAGCACAGCAGCUCAUUCCUUUAAAGCGGCAGCGAAAGCUACGCUGAGGCGAAGCUCCGCCUCCAGGAAGAGGUCCAGUAGCGCAGGCGGCUCCUCGGGUUCCUCACCCUCCUCGUCCAUUAGCCUGAAGACCAAUGGUAAUGAGGCAGCCACUCCCUCCGAACACAGACGGUGCCAAAGGCCUAGAGUGAGCUUUGAGAGCGGGACAGUUACUCUCUCACUCAGCUUUGAGGAGGCGAGAAAGAACUCGAUAAAACUGUAAAGCGUCCUUGAUAUUAGCU
Molecule: messenger RNA, 2866 nt
Organism: Pygocentrus nattereri (red-bellied piranha)
Lineage: Eukaryota; Metazoa; Chordata; Actinopteri; Characiformes; Serrasalmidae
Gene: casr
Product: calcium-sensing receptor
Exons: 6
Coding region: 1-2847 (948 amino acids)
Biological process (GO): intracellular calcium ion homeostasis; G protein-coupled receptor signaling pathway; detection of calcium ion
Cellular component (GO): membrane
Molecular function (GO): calcium ion binding; G protein-coupled receptor activity
Source: RefSeq, a predicted model, not a curated record